Pediculus humanus corporis (human body louse) is the source of this 504-nucleotide messenger RNA. Its product is annotated as low-density lipoprotein receptor, putative. The record is from RefSeq and is a predicted model, not a curated record. Lineage: Eukaryota; Metazoa; Arthropoda; Insecta; Psocodea; Pediculidae. The transcript is spliced from 3 exons. Gene Ontology annotation, molecular function: protein binding. Bases 1 to 504 code for a protein of 167 amino acids.
AUGAUCGUCGAUUCGGAAUGUAGUUUAAGAGCGAAAGAAUUUAUUUGUUCAAUUUUAGAACCCGAAUGUCAACCUGAAGGACAAAGAAUAAUGCCGCCAUGUAAAUUAAAUUGCAAAGUUUUCUCUGACGAUUGUAAAGAUUACAUAAUAAAUAGUUUGCCAUUAUCGAAUGUUUUCGAUUGUAAUCAAUAUCCAGAUUGGCAAGAGGGUGAAGAAUGCGUUAAUUUUUCCAAAGAUAAUUGUCACGAGGAUGAAGAAUUUCGAUGUUUGGACGGUACCUGUAUUCCAUUGAAAUGGGUAUGCGAUGGAGUACACGAUUGUCCAGGUACGAUACCAAGCCACGAUGAAAACAUUUGUCAAGGAUGUUCAGAGAAUGACGAAUUCAAAUGCAUCAUGGAUGGUAAAUGCAUACCAAUGGCAUGGAAAUGUGAUGGAGAAAUAGACUGCAUUGAUCAUUCAGAUGAAACAUCCUGCAAAUUAAAUUCAACAUCAAUAGGUAGAUAA